This is a messenger RNA of Cuculus canorus (common cuckoo), 3309 nucleotides long. It is a transcript of the gene AP1AR, whose product is annotated as adaptor related protein complex 1 associated regulatory protein. NCBI's taxonomy places the organism in Eukaryota, Metazoa, Chordata, Aves, Cuculiformes, Cuculidae. Gene Ontology annotation, biological process: regulation of Arp2/3 complex-mediated actin nucleation; negative regulation of substrate adhesion-dependent cell spreading; negative regulation of cell motility. The record is from RefSeq and is a predicted model, not a curated record. Gene Ontology annotation, molecular function: AP-1 adaptor complex binding. The coding region runs from base 256 to 1158 and encodes 300 amino acids. The transcript has 10 exons.
CCGAGGGGGCGCGGCCAGCGGGAGGAGCGGCAUCCCCGGGGGCGAGGCCCCGCCUCGGCCCCCGCGCCGCGGCCAUGAAGCUGCCGGUGCCCGCUCCCCGCCCGCCGCCGCGCUCUUUGUUCCGUAAGGGCAGCGGCCGCGCUGCCUCGCCGCCCUGCUCCCUGCCUCUCGCGCGGGCUUCCAUGGCGGGGGCGGUGUGAACCCGCCCGAAGAGAGGGAGGAGGAAGAGGAGGAGCCGCCGCCGCCCAGGAUGCGAUGGGGAACUGCUGGUCGCAGUGGUGCGGCGCGCUGCUCCGCAGGGAGGGCGGCCGGCUCCAGCGAGGCGGGGGAUCCAAGUAUUUUAGAACGUGUUCAACAGGAGAACACUUCACUAUAGAGUUUGAGAACCUGGUGGAAAGUGAUGAGGGGGAAAGCCCAAGCAGCAGCCACAGACCUCUGACCGAGGAAGAAAUUGCGGAUCUGAAAGAGAGACAUUAUGACUCCAUUGCUGAAAAGCAGAGAGUUGUUGAUCUGAAGCUUCAGUCAGAGUUAGCCUUACAAGAGGAGAAGUUAAGAAUAGAAGAGGAGGCUUUAUAUGCUGCACAACGUGAAGCAGCCAGGGCAGCAAAGCAGAAAAAGCUCUUGGAGCAACGUAGACAGCAAAGGAUAACGCAGAGGGCGCACGCUGUUAAUAACGGAGAAUAUCAGAGCUCUGUGGCAGAGGAAGAUCUUGAUUCUUUCUUAAGAAAUACAAAAUUCCAGUAUGAAGCUUUUCGAAGUAGUAGACUUUCAUCUGAUGCUACAGUGCUGACACCCAACACAGAGAGCAGUUGUGACUUAAUGACCAAAACCAAAUCAACGAGUGGAAAUGACGACAGCACUUCAUUAGAUUUAGAGUGGGAAGAUGAAGAAGGCAUGAACAGGAUGAUUCCAAUGAGAGAACGCUCCAGAACAGAGGAAGAUAUACUCCGGGCAGCACUGAAAUUCAAUAGCAAGAAGACGGGCAGCAAUCCAGCUUCAGCUUCUGAUGAUUCCAACGGAUUGGAGUGGGAGAAUGACUUUGUUAGUGCUGAAAUGGAUGAUAAUGGCAAUUCAGAAUAUGCUGGAUUUGUAAAUCCCGUAUUAGAUGUGUCCACUUCGGAUGUAAGGAUGUCUGAUUCGGAUCAUCAGGACAGAUAGUGGAACUGCUUGGCCCUGGUUCAUGACCAAACGUUGAGAAGUGAAAUAGAAUGUACGAAACCGAUUUGCUCUUUUCUAACAUGGUUUCCUUUUUUCUUAUAAUUGAUCAGCAAGGAACGGGAAUGACUUGCUCUCUGGAUUAAUUCAGAGUUAAGUGCAAUUUUAUCAUCUACCUUCUAAACUUUUAUGAAAACUGAGAUGAUUCUAUUCUGUAUAUUUCUGGAUAUCUGGAUUUAAUAUAAAAUUAUCUGCACUAAUUUAAGCUUCAUAGCUUGACAUAUGUAUUUUAAUGAGCCUUUUUUUCUGGAUGAUGUUUCUACUGAUUUUGUUUUUAAAAUUCAUCAUCCGCCUAACAUUUAUCUCAGAAAUGGUCUUAAAUAAUUUAUCUGAUACUUGAAUAUAGAAAAAUAAUUUUAAAACACUUUUAUUUCCAGUAUGUGCUUUUUGACUUGCUCUUUAGCUUUUAGAGGCUGAGCAUAGCCAGCUGCAAAACAAAUUGCACACAUGGUAAACUGCAGUUUCUCUCUGCCUAGCCUAUAGUCUUCCUAGCCUUGUACGGUCCUCUUUCCAUGCAUUUUAUUUUUGUAUUACUUUAUGCCAAGCAGAGUUAACCUCAAUAAACAAAGCAUAAAUCAUCAGGUUUAGUAAAAUACUGUCUUGUAUAGUAUGCCAGUUUAGUAAGCGUGUGCUAGGUAGAAAAACAACUCUAAAUGUUCUUUAUACGUCAAACUGGAAACUUUAACCAGGAUCUAAUGGAGAACUGGGAGGACCAAAGUCUUGAUUUCUCUGCACCCCUGCACAGACCGAUAUCUGUUUCUGUGCGAUCCUUACAGCUCUUCUGUUGUGGAAAACUUCUAAUUCAGCUCGACUGGAACAGCGAUUGAAAAGCAACUGAAGGAGGGAUGAUUGCUCUGCUGCUGGGGUGGGAAGACCAAGAACCUAAAGACUGAAUUCCUAUUUUAAAAAGGAAAAAUAGUUCAAGGUAUGAACAGUGUGUUUAAGUGCUCUGGCUUUCCUGUGCCUCUAAAUCAGGUGGUUAAUACUGCUAAUACAGACUGAAAUUCAAGGUGUUCAGAUACUGCAAAUCUGGUGUCAGGUAUUGUGUCAAUGUAAGUUAUACAUUUUAAAAGAAGAAAAAGCUUGCUGAAGAGAACAUGUAAAAUACUUGUAGAUUUCAAGCUCUCCCCAAAGCUCCAGUAAAGCCAUUCUACUCUGCUGUUAUUUUGUGUAGCUGUCUUUCCCUGGAAAGAAAGGGGACGGGGUGUAACCUCACCAUUGUGGCGUAAAAGCAACAUGCUGUGUUCAGUAGUAAAUCUGCAUCAUCAGAAGAACUGCAUUUGUGGGUGAGAGCUGUGUCACUGAUUUUGAUCACUGGAGCCUAUACAUGAUGUUGGGGUCGCUUGGUGAGAACUUGAACAAAAAUACUGCACUCUUGGAUUAGAUAUGUAUAAAUAUUAAUGUUAAUGAACAGAUAAAUCUUGUUGAUAACAUUCCAUUUCUUAAUUUAAAUUGUAGCUGUGUCACUCAAGAUAUUUUAAUCUAAUUAGCUACGUUUGCAAUGCCUGUAAUAAGCUUUAAAAAUUUGUACACAUCAAAUGUAUAUUUUUGGUUUGGCAUAAGCUACUACUGUGUGACUUCUUCUGGACGUUUAUUUGUAUAAUAUAUUCCUAUGGAAACGAAGGCAACUUUCUCAACAUGUAAAUAAUACGGUUUUUUACCUGCUGAAUCUGGAACUUACCCUGCAGCGAUCACUGCUUUUCCUGAGCAGUGGACAUGAAGUUAACUUGUCGUGCUCUUGCUUUGAGGGAGUAAACUAGCUGAUAGUCCUGCUCGUGGGAUGAACAAGCAUGCAGGAAAAAGGAAGCUGGCUCUGGGUGAAGGCUUUUGCUGCGAUGGGCAUGUUCUGUAGCUGUGGUUAAUGGCAUUCUGCUUUGCAGAGCUCAGUGUGCCACAGUGAGGACUUAAAUGUUGGUCAAUAUUUGUGGAAAUUUGAGAGAUUGACAGGUGAUAUACCCAGGUCCUGUGAAACAAGUCGUCAGUACUGUAAAAUGCUGAUCUGUACAAACCUGAGUCAUUAAAAUUUUCAGUCAGUCUUAUGUCUAGCAGUGUUUUCUCUGUUGCUGGUUUUGUGGCUGCCAGGUCAUAUGUAGG